GGGAAGGAAAUAAUAACUAAGAAGGCGUUUAACCCAACUAAGAAGGCAUUUAAAAGAAAUUUUCUUCGGCUGCUAAUGCUGAUCGUUUCAGGAUUCUAUUGGACGAAGACUUAAGAUUGAUGAUGGCCAGUGCCAUGCCCACGACUACCAUAACUCAUGAAGAAAGAAGAUGGCUUGUUAUUGGUUUGUGUCUGGCCAAAGUUCUUACACCUGCAUUGAGAAAUAUCGUUGCAACCGAAAUACCAAAAUGGCAUCAGGUUUUAUGUCGACCACCGACUGAGAUUGACAAACAAGUGUAUGGUCGACAUGAAAAACAGUUGAAUCCAUCAACUAUGGACCUCAACUAUAAAAAUAUUAACAACAAUAAUGUUAAUAGAUCACCACGAUUAUUUGACUAUGCAGUUAAAGACCCACUGUCUUUAGCAAAGUUGUUUGUUCUUCCAUUUAUGUCCAAGUUUACUGGCUUUGACCAAACAAUGGAUAUUUCUGCAAUCUUAUCAGUGAUUUGUGAAGCUGCUCCAUUUACAGCAGCUGCUGCUCAUGCAAAGAUAGUCCGGUCUGACAUCAGAAACGAGUGGGCACAUUGCAACUUUGCAAACUGGACUGAGGCAAGGUUUACUGCUGCUUUUUUUUGUAUGGAAACUUUGCUGAAGAAUGUGAAUCUUUCACCUGAAGAGGAACAACAAAUGUGUGAUGAUCUGAAUAACUGGAAAGAUAAAGGGUUGAAGUGUUGUUUCCGUAGUCAACCUGUCGACAUCCACACACCGAGUUUAUUACUCGAAGAGAGUGUUCAUGAACUUCGUUUAUCUGUGCAGACAUUGAAUUUAGAAGAAAACCAGGUGUCUACAGUACUUUUGAAUAUCGACAAGAUACAGUCAAAACUAAGAAAGGAGAUUGACGAACUGCGUGGUCAUGUCAAAAGAAUUGAAAUACAGGCAAAUGAUAAUUAUAGAGAGAUAGAGCUUCUCAAGGGGGAACGAUCUUUUGGUCAACUUGCAAGAUAUAUUAUCGAAAAGGAGGAGCUGCCUUAUGUCUUCAGUGCACCGGGACGAAAUCGUUAUUUUGCUGGUCGGAUUGAAGAAAUCGAAGAGCUUAAACGCAUUUUGAAAGUCGAACAAACCUCCAACGAAAAGAAAGUACGUGUCGCAGCAGUAUGUGGAUUGGGUGGAAUUGGUAAAACAAGCCUUGUCACCGAGUAUGCCCAUCAGAUGAAGGAUUUCUACCAAGGAGGGGUUUAUUGGUUCUCUGCUGAAGAUGAUAAGUUUCUUGACCAGUCGGUUAAUGAUAUUGCAUCAAAAAUUGUCUCUGAUAAUUCAUUCAACUCGAAUUUGGCAUUUGUCCUGCGAAAAAUUAGCACAACUAAUGACCCAUGUCUUAUUGUGCUCGACUGCUUGGAUCAACUGGAACUUUCAUCCAACAUGAUGGAAUUUCUUUCCUUCCCUUCUCACACAAGUAUCUGUGGACACUUUGUCGUGAUUACCAGGCGAAAUCCAGGGCGACUUCUCAAUGAAGUCUCCGUUUUUGAUGAUCAGUGUUUUCUUCAAUUAAAAUGCUUUCAGCGUCAGGAGGCGACGCAAUUUCUUUUUUCCAGAUCUGGCAUAACUUAUGAUGAAAACCUUGACAGUGAUGCUGAAUGUCUUUGUGAAGAGCUGGAAAGAUUGCCACUUGCUUUGGAACAAGUCGGAGCUUCUAUUAAAAUGCUUAAAUGUAGUUUUUCUUCAUACCUGGAGCAAUAUAAAGACGAACGCUUGCGACUGCUUGAACAGCAAAAAGGGCGCCCCGUAGCACCGGGUAAAGAGUCACUGAAACGUAUCGCUGUCCACACAACAUGGCGUAUCAACAUGGAACAUAUAAAGAAAAGUUCGAACGGCGAGGAAGCAGUACGGUUUUUGAAUGCUUGUGCGUUUUUCAAUCGAAACGAAAUCGAAGAAGAAUUGAUCAACGUUGGAAAGCCCGAAGUGGAAGGCGUCUCGUAUCGUAGAUGUGUGUCAUCACCUUUGGGCAGCCGUCAGAUUCUGAAAUUAUUGACCGACUUUUCACUUUUCAAGUAUGUCGACGAAAACUCUAAGUCCGUCAGUACGCAUCGCUUGGUCCAGGAACUUGUCAAAGACAGUCUUGAUCUUGAGUCGAAAGCAAAAAGUAUCACAGACGCUGUUCGGAUGCUUUCUUUUGCAUUCGCCAAAUGUUCUUCACCCGGUCAAUUUGUAAUGGUGAUGGAAAAUAAUCCCGAGGAGCAAAACAUCGCCUUUCCAGAUUUUCAACAACAUUCUUCUCCAUUCUACAUGUGGUCUAAAUUUUGUAUGCAUGGUCAUAAUCUGUGCAGAAGCAUGGAGGAUUUGUUGGAGACGCCCGUUUUUCUAGAUCCACUGUGGUUUCCUGAAACAGCCAAGAUAUUUUACGAAUGUGCCGUGCACUUGAGUGCUAAUCGUAAACAGAAAGAAGCAAAACGUGCUUUGAACUUCGGAUAUCGCAUAUUAGACUGGCUGCCGUCAAAAGAAUGUGAAAGUAUAAAAAGUGAUAUUUCGAAUAAUUCCUUGUUCCCACUUCGUAUUCCUUUACCCAAGUCCUUUCAAACAGAGAUUAAUCGAUUUUGCUCACCUCCUUUAGCUGGUCAUCCAGCUCUCCCUGAACAAACCGCUACAGCGGAAGAUGAACUUGAUGCUAAGUCGAGAUCAAAGAAAUCGAAGAAAGACGGGAGCAAAGGUUUUGAAGAAGUAUGUGGCGGGAUCCGGAAUUCUUCUACCGGUGAUUUGACAUCAAAAAUUCAAUGGAAAAAUUUAUCAUCCGAGGAUGUGAAUGAUAAAUUGACGCGUUCUUCAGAUUGGUGGAAAGGUUUUGCUGAAGUAGCUUUGGCACUUAAAGACUCGGGUGAAAAUAUCUGUGCUGAAAUAGCUGCUGCUUUAGCUUUUUAUCACAAUCCGGAUAUAUUUUCCGGUGAUUCUCCAUUCAAAAAUACUUUCUUGGACUUGCAGGAUCGUAUUUUUAUUUGUAAUUCUGUUGACAAACUUCGAGAAGCGAUUUAUUGGGAUGAAUUACAAGACGAUGAGUUAAAGUUUUUGCUUCUGGGGUCACCGGAGUAUAUCCUAAAUGUUCCAACAUUCGCUCAACCCUGGAACAACUGCGUCCUUGUUGGAACAAGAAAAAGAUGUUCAGUCACCUUGGAGUUAGAUGGAAGCAUUGACGUGUUGAAAUGCAUGCUGGUAAAUCUGUCAUUCGUUUUUUAUGAAGGUCGAUUGAAUUGUUUGCCUGAGUCCUUUGUUAAAUUACUGGGCUGUAAAUUCACUUCUAAUGGUGAAGACACGGACGCCGUAACAACUAGUGGUGAUUUGAAUGCAGAACAAUGCUGUUUCGAAUACAGUAAAGGCUGUGGUUUGUCAUGUCUUGAGCAAGGCAGGGUUGUCGUGGCAGACAGUUUCUUUCGUGGCAACGGAAAGCACGGGUUAUUAGUCCAAAGUCAAAACAGGUCAAAAUUGUGUGUCGUGAGGAAGUGUGAUAUUCACCACAAUUUGCAAAAUGGGAUUGACGUCUCUGAUGCCAAAAUUUGCACAAAUAUGUAUAAAAAUAAUAUUUAUUGCAAUGGUCAUAGUGGAGUGCGUAUACACCGAUGUGAUGCCGAAAUCAAGGAAAACGAUAUUUUUGUCAACGAUACGUGGGGAGUUUUCCAGUCAGGAGGAAACUCGAUAGAUUGCGAUAUAUCAGUGAAUAUUUCAAUGAAUAGAAUUUUUCGCAAUAACUGUGGUGGAAUUCGCUUGGGAUAUAAGCAGAAGAAAGGGAAAACGGUUGUGGAGAAGAAUGAAAUUUAUGAUAACAACGGUCCUGGAUAUGUGAACGAUGUAAACAAUUCUCAAUACCAAGAUAACAAUCUCUCCAAUAACAUGGAAAGUGAAAACGUCGGUGAGCUAGAUUUUUCUGUUCCAUUUUGUUCAAAUUGUCAUAAAAGAACAGUCAGAAAUCUGAACAGUUGUGGCAAGUGCUUUACAGCUGCGUAUUGCAACGAAACUUGUCAGAAGAACCAUUUCUCAAAGCAUAAGACAAUAUGCGAAGAUUUACGUGAGAAAUCAAGUUAUUUGAUAACUUCAAUGGAACCACCAAAAACCGACAUAUCAAUGCUUAGAGGACGAGAGUUUGGCCCUCCGCCACAAGAUGAAACAAGGUUUAUAGUUCAAGUGUUUAAUAUACUCACGGGAGACAAAGUGGAGAAUACCAUUAUCCUGAAUGAUCGUUCACUUGAACGUCCACUACAAUUCAAUUCCAUCGCCAUUACUGAGCUUAUUAGAGAGUUUGGGGUUUUACGCGAGCGAAAAAAUUCAGAAAAAGAUCUUUUUCUUUAUUGCAUCAACGAGAGUGACGAUCAACUUCGACUAAUCACAAAUCAAUUCGCUGAAUGAAUUCACAAGGUCAGGUGGCAACGUGACUGAAGAAAAUUAUAAGCUUUGAGUGCGUCUGGCGUAACUAUUGGGAUUGAAGACUACUACAAAUGUUUUUUUCACUCAGAGCAACUUGGCUUGCA
Molecule: messenger RNA, 4510 nt
Organism: Dendronephthya gigantea
Lineage: Eukaryota; Metazoa; Cnidaria; Anthozoa; Malacalcyonacea; Nephtheidae
Exons: 4
Coding region: 120-4388 (1422 amino acids)
Source: RefSeq, a predicted model, not a curated record